AUGUACAUACACAGAAAUAAACAUACACAGACACAUGUACAUACAUACACAGACACAUGUACACACAGACACAUAUACAUACAUACACACAAACACACACACAUAUAUGUACAUACAUGCUGGCACAUGUACAGAUACACACAUGUACAUACACAGACACAUGUACAAUUGUACAUGCAUACACAGACACACACACACAAACACACACUAUCACCACCCCCAUAAAAAGUUGCAGUACUUCGUUGUUCACUCACAGAUCCGGGUACUGCACUCUAGGGGGAGGCAGAGAACACAGCACACACUCCUUCCUUUGCUUUCAGUGCGCUCAGCUAUUGAACAGUUUGACGGCUCCCAGUGCCAAUGACAGAUCUGGCCUGAGCUCCGAGCCUGCUCAGCAAGAUGGCCCUGGGGGACACACUCACCCCCACCAUAAUUUCCACUCACCAUUGGCGAGCAGGCGAGUGGAAAUUUCAAGCCCUGGUAUA
This is a messenger RNA of Staurois parvus, 485 nucleotides long. The record is from the annotation of a GenBank genome assembly. NCBI's taxonomy places the organism in Eukaryota, Metazoa, Chordata, Amphibia, Anura, Ranidae.